This is a messenger RNA of Penicillium angulare, 3402 nucleotides long. Its product is annotated as RNA-binding ribosome biosynthesis protein MAK21. The transcript is spliced from 3 exons. The coding region runs from base 1 to 3402 and encodes 1133 amino acids. Gene Ontology annotation, cellular component: nucleus. NCBI's taxonomy places the organism in Eukaryota, Fungi, Ascomycota, Eurotiomycetes, Eurotiales, Aspergillaceae. The record is from RefSeq and is a predicted model, not a curated record.
AUGGCAAAGGGGAAAGGCAAGCGUUCUUCGGACGCUAAUGAGUCUGCCCCAGAAGCAGCUGCUUCAUCGAUCGAAUCCAAAUCUACGUCCGAAGUCCCCCAGAUUGACGAGAGUGCCUUCUCUGGUCUGCGACAGAAAAUCGAGGAGCGAUUGAAGAAACAGAGCUCCGCCAAGGGAAAGUCGAAGAAAAUCGAUAAACCGGAUACACCCGUUGAAGUGGCGGAUGACAAAAAGGAUAAGGAUGUCGCUUCUAAGGCUGGAAAAAUCCAGGAUAUUUCUGGACAAGGCAAGAAGCGGGAUCGUAGCGGAGAAGUGAUUGCUCGCGAUGAAAAGAAGGGCGAUGAAAAGAAGGGUGGAAAGAACAAGGCCGGAAAGUCUGCGAACAAGAGUGCCGACGAUGCCACUUUGCGACAGGAAAUUCUUGCCUUGGGUGGCACCGAAGAGGAUUUUAAUCUUCUAGCGGAUGUUGACGAGGAAGAGGAGGUGGAAGGCGUUUCAGCUGAGGCUAAGGACGAUGAUCUCCGAAAUGAAUUAUCCAAGAUGUUGGAGGCUGCUGGUCAUGUCGUCCCGCAGGACCUUGAAGAUGAAGAAGUGGAAGAGGAUGAGGGAGAGGAGGACGAUGAAGACGAUGAAGAUAUAAUUGAUGAGGAAAAGCAGAGCGAGGCUGAUGAAGUCUCCGAUAUUUCUGAUAUUGAGCCGGUCCCUCCAGCUAAAACAGAACUGGUAACUAUUCCUAAGGAAUAUGCUUCUCUCGUUCUUAUGGCCAAGGCUAUUCUUCCUCGUUCUGACUGGUACGCAUCUCCUCUUCCACCCGUGGCUACCGGAAAUGCGAAAGAGAUGAGCGCUCUUCCUAGACACCUAGUUGACCGCAUCCACGAACUCGCCAAUUCUCUGUUGCAGGAGGAGAACGAAAAGUAUGCGAAAGCGCAACAAACCUCAGCAUCAUCGUCUCACAAGUUCUACACAACCAUUAUGGCCUCCGGUACCCUGAGUGAUAAAAUCUCCGCAUUGACACUUGCUGCCCAAGAGUCGCCGCUCCACAACACAAAAUCUCUCGAGGCCCUUAUUGCUCUAGGACGCAAGCGUAGCCGUGCACAGGCAGUCGAAGUUCUGCGCUCCCUGAAGGAUAUGUUUGCCCAGGGAACCCUGUUGCCUAGCGAGCGACGUCUGAAAUCAUUCGCCAAUCAGCCCUCGCUCGUUGCUGCGUUCCAAGGAGCUGGCGGCCGAUGGACCGAGCGCGAUCCCCUCCCCGGUGGUUUACAGAAGAGCCAUUUGAUGAUUUGGGCUUUUGAGGAUAUUGUCAAGGAACAGUUCUUUGAGGUCCUUAAGAUUCUAGAGGUGUGGUGCAAUGACGAGAUUGAGUUCUCCCGAUCCCGCGCCGUCAGUUAUGUUUAUGAGCUUCUGAAAGAGAAGCCCGAGCAGGAAGCUAACUUGUUACGACUGUUGGUGAACAAACUCGGAGACCCAGGAAAGAAGAUUGCCUCGCGUGCUUCUUACCUUCUUUUGCAGCUGCAGCAAACACACCCGGCGAUGAAGCCCUUAAUCAUCAAGGCUGUUGAGGAGCUUCUGUUCCGACCUGGUCAGAGCUCACAUGCUAAGUACUACGCUAUCAUCACUCUCAACCAGACAGUUCUCAGCUCAAAGGAGGAGAAGGUUGCUAUGCAGUUACUUGACAUCUACUUCUCGUUGUUUGUGACCAUCCUGAAGCCUAACCAAUCCACCAAGCCUGGCUUCAAAGGAAAGCCACAGGGCAAGCCUGGCCACAAGGGUUCCAAGAACCAAGGCCCUGUAAAGGGACAGGCCCAGGACGAUGAGAUGCGCGAAAAGCUGACAUCCGGUGUCCUGACUGGUGUCAACCGUGCCUACCCAUUCACAGAUGCUGACUCCGCUCGUCUCGCGAAGCACAUCGACACGCUUUUCCGCAUCACUCACUCCUCAAACUUCAACACAAGUAUCCAGGCUCUGCUGUUGAUCCAGCAGCUUACUGCAUCUCACCAGGUUGCCGGAGACCGCUUCUACCGUACUCUUUACGAGUCGCUCCUCGAUCCCCGCGUAACCACAUCCUCUAAGCAGUCGCUUUACCUGAAUCUUCUGUUCAAGGCACUCAAGAACGACCUUAAUGUCCGCCGCAUCAAGGCAUUCGUCAAGCGUAUUGUUCAGGUCCUUGGCCUUCACCAGCCUUCGUUUGUUUGCGGUGUCUUCUACUUGAUCCGCGAGCUGGAGACGACCUUUCCAAGUCUUUCAUCUCUGUUCGACCAGCCUCAAGCAAACGAUAGUGACGAUGAGGAGGUUUUCCGUGAUGUCCCCGACGAGGAUGACGAAGAGCCUACGCCUGUUGUCGAGUCGAAAGUCCCGAAGCAGACCAACAUCUAUGAUCCUCGCAAGCGUGACCCUGAGCACAGCAAUGCCGACCAGACUUGUCUCUGGGAAAUCUUGCCCUAUACAUCUCACUUCCAUCCUUCCGUCUCUCUCAAUGCUUCAAAUCUCUUGGAACACAACCCCAUGAGUGGCAAGCCUGACUUGAACUUGCACACGCUCUCUCACUUCCUGGAUCGCUUCGUGUACCGAACCCCCAAGGCCAGCGCUGCCGCUCGUGGUGCCUCUAUCAUGCAGCCUCUUGCUGGUGGUGAUGCCGCAGACCGAUUGGUCGAGGCUGCGAAGACGACACAGCAAAGCACGCCUCUCAACUCCGAGAAUUUCUGGAAGAAGAAGGCCGAUCAAGUUGCUGCGGAAGAUGUCUUCUUCCACGAGUACUUCAAUCGUGUCAACAACGAUAAGGCACGUGCCAAGAAGGGCAAGAGUGCUGAUGUUGCUGAUGAUGAGGAUGCGGAGGCUGGCAGCGACAACGAGGAUGAGAUCUGGAAGGCCCUUGUGGAGUCCCGUCCUGAUCUGGAGGCCGACGAUGGCAGUGACGAUGAUCUCGAUAUGGAUGAUCUGGAGUCUGCCUACGACGAUGAUGAGGAUGAGGAUGAGAUUGAUAUUGAGGGCGAGGGUGAGGGCAGUGGUGAUGACGAGGUUAUCUUCAACGACGAGUCCGAUGUUCCCUCUGAUGAGGAGAUGGCCGACUUCAGCGAUCUGGAAGAUGCCGAAGCCGCAUUCCCUCCCCCUGCUGCCUCGAAGAAGCAGGCCAAGAAGCCCGCCAAGGAAGAGAAGAAGAAGCAGGUGGACGAGGACGACGAAGAUGCCUUCGACAUGGAUGUGUCAGACGACGAGGCCUUCUUGGACAGCGACGACGACCUGCCAUCCGACAUGGAACUUGGUGGUGUCGACCUGGCCCCCGAGCCGGAAGCUCCCUCCGACUCGAAGUCGAAGUCGAAGAAGCGCAAGCUCAAGCAUUUGCCAACCUUUGCUUCAGCCGACGAUUACGCCGCUCUACUGGCAGACGAGGACGAGGGCAUGUAA